UAUAGCCUUCGUUUUCCCUUGGGUCGCCAUGGAGCCCUUCUGUCCGCUCCUGCUGGCCGGUGUUAGCCUGCCCCUGACCAAGGCUCUCAAGGGCAACGAGACCACCAGCGCGCAGGGCAACUGGACCUCCGCGACCGCAGGCCCUCCGGCCCCCGGCGCGCCGCAGCCCCUGCUGGCCUGGCUGCUGCUGCCCUUGCUGUUCUUCCUGCUCCUUGCGGCCUACUUCUUCAGGUUCAGGAAGCAGAGGAAGGCGGUGGUCAGCUCCAACGACAAGAAGAUGCCUAAUGGAAUCCUGGAAGAGCAAGAGCAGCAAAGGGUCAUGCUUCUCAGCAGGUCCCCCUCGGGGCCCAAGAAGUACUUUCCCAUCCCCGCGGGGCACCUGGAGGAGGAGAUCCGGGCCCGGUCUGCGGACGACUGCAAGAGGUUUCGAGAGGAGUUCAAUUCGCUGCCGUCUGGACACAUACAAGGAACUUUUGAACUGGCCAAUAAAGAAGAAAACAGAGAAAAAAACAGAUAUCCCAACAUCCUUCCCAAUGACCAUUCCAGGGUAACUUUAGGCCAGGUGGGCGGAGCCCCAUGCUCAGACUACAUCAACGCUUCAUACAUAGAUGGUUAUAAAGAGAAGAAUAAAUUCAUAGCAGCUCAAGGCCCUAAACAGGAGACAGUGAAUGACUUCUGGAGAAUGAUCUGGGAGCAGAAGUCUGCAACCAUCGUCAUGUUGACGAACCUGAAAGAAAGAAAAGAGGACAAGUGCUAUCAGUACUGGCCGGACCAGGGCUGCUGGACCUACGGAAGCAUCCGGGUGUGUGUGGAGGACUGCGUGGUCCUGGUGGACUACACCAUCCGGAAGUUCUGCAUUCAGUCCCUCCCCGACGGCUGCAAAGCCCCUCGGCUCGUCUGCCAGCUGCACUUCACCAGCUGGCCCGACUUCGGAGUGCCUUUCACGCCCAUCGGGAUGCUCAAGUUCCUGAAAAAAGUGAGGACGCUGAACCCCACGCACGCCGGGCCCAUAGUGGUCCACUGUAGCGCGGGCGUGGGCCGGACGGGCACCUUCAUAGUGAUCGAUGCCAUGAUGGACAUGCUGCACGCCGAGCACAAGGUGGAUGUCUUUGACUUCGUGUCCAGAAUCCGCAACCAGCGGCCUCAGAUGGUUCAGACGGACAUGCAGUACACGUUCAUCUACCAAGCCUUACUGGAGUACUACCUCUACGGGGACACCGAGCUGGACGUGUCCUCCCUGGAGAAGCACCUGCAGACGCUGCAGGGCACCGCCACCCACUUCGACAAGGUCGGGCUGGAGGAGGAGUUCAGGAAACUGACGAACGUCCGGAUCAUGAAGGAGAACAUGAGGACGGGCAACCUGCCGGCCAACAUGAAGAAGGCCAGGGUCAUCCAGAUCAUCCCGUAUGACUUCAACCGCGUCAUCCUUUCCAUGAAAAGGGGCCAGGAGUACACGGAUUACAUCAACGCGUCCUUUAUAGACGGCUACCGGCGGAAGGACUGCUUCAUCGCCACCCAGGGGCCCCUGGCGCACACAGCGGAGGACUUCUGGAGGAUGGUCUGGGAGCGGGAGUGCCACACGAUCGUGAUGCUGACCGAGGUCCGGGAGAGAGAGCAGGAUAAAUGCUACCAGUAUUGGCCGACAGAGGGCUCAGUGACUCACGGAGAAAUAACGAUCGAAAUAAAGAGCGAUACCCUUUCUGAAGCCAUCAGUAUACGAGACUUCCUGGUCACUUUCAAUCAGACCCUGGCCCGGCAGGAGGAGCAGACCCGGGUGGUGCGACAGUUCCACUUCCACGGCUGGCCGGAGAUCGGGAUCCCCGCCGAGGGCAAAGGCAUGAUCGAGCUCAUUGCGGCCGUGCAAAAGCAGCAGCAGCAGACGGGUGAUCACCCCAUCACCGUGCACUGCAGUGCUGGAGCUGGGCGCACAGGGACUUUCAUAGCACUCAGCAACAUUCUGGAACGGGUCAAAGCUGAGGGACUCUUAGACGUAUUCCAAGCUGUGAAGAGUUUACGACUUCAGAGGCCACAUAUGGUGCAAACCCUGGAACAGUAUGAAUUCUGCUACAAAGUGGUACAAGAUUUUAUCGAUAUAUUUUCUGAUUAUGCUAAUUUCAAAUGAAAAUUCCUGCCUUAAAAUAUUUUUUAAUUUAAUGGUCAGUAUAUUUUGUAAAAAUCAUGUUAAUUUAUUUCAUAGUUGACAUGAAUAUGCUCCUAAUUUCUUUGUAUAUAUUUUGUUAUGCUUCAAAGGCCACCUGCUGUAAAGUUAUUAAAUCUUAAAUACCCCUUUUAAAAACUGGAAUAAUGUAUUAAGGUCAAAUAAUAGUCCAUAAAAUAUAUAUUUCUGCUAAUAUCA
Messenger RNA from Kogia breviceps (pygmy sperm whale), 2356 nucleotides. It is a transcript of the gene PTPRE, whose product is annotated as protein tyrosine phosphatase receptor type E. Gene Ontology annotation, molecular function: protein tyrosine phosphatase activity. NCBI's taxonomy places the organism in Eukaryota, Metazoa, Chordata, Mammalia, Artiodactyla, Physeteridae. The record is from RefSeq and is a predicted model, not a curated record. Gene Ontology annotation, biological process: protein dephosphorylation.